Exophiala aquamarina CBS 119918 is the source of this 1149-nucleotide messenger RNA. RefSeq lists its product as uncharacterized. Bases 1 to 1149 code for a protein of 382 amino acids. Gene Ontology annotation, molecular function: heme binding. Lineage: Eukaryota; Fungi; Ascomycota; Eurotiomycetes; Chaetothyriales; Herpotrichiellaceae. The transcript has 4 exons. The record is from RefSeq and is a predicted model, not a curated record.
AUGUCGUGCCCCGUACAGCAUAAUGUUCACAAUGGUGAAAGGGCCAAUGGGACCGUGAAAGCUAACGGCGAAGGGAAGCCCGCGCCUGGGGAGUACAUCAGAUGGGAUGCCAAAGGAGUCGAGGUUGAACAGCCUGGCGAAAAGGAAAAGAUUCAAGCUGUGUCGGACCAGUUUAACCGAUUUCAGAUGAUGAACUUUAAUGAACACCACCACUGCCUGAGAGGUACACAUUUGAAGACACAAGGAUGUGUCAUUGGCAAAUUCAUCGUCCACAAAGACCUCCCGCCCCACUUGGCACAAGGGAUGUUCAAGAAACCAGGUUCCUAUGAUGUUAUCAUGCGGUACUCUUCGCUCACCCCGAAACUUGUUCCCGAUAACGUGCCUGCUCCUCGGGGCAUCGGAAUGAAGAUCUUUGGAAUCGAGGGUGAAAAGAUCUGGGGAGAGGAUAAAAGGACACAGGAUUGGACUUUCAACAACUAUCCCAUCCUCGAGUUGAGAGACCCAGUCACCACUUAUGAAAUUGCGGACUCGUUGGAGAAGAAUUGGAAUGAUAUUCCCAAGUUCGCGGAGGAGCAGAGCAAGCGUGUCGAUUCUGACGUGGCUACCUGGGGCAGUCAACUACCGAGACAGCACAUGGUUGCCAUGCCUGAAUACUCUCAAGCCGCAUACCGCUUCGGCGACUACGUGGCCAAAUUUGGCGUUUUCCCGCUGGGAGAAGAGCAAAAGAAACUCGAAAAGACCUACAUCAAAGACGACGACCCGAUAAACGUCAUUUCCCAGCACAACCGGGACUUCCACAUGAAUAACAAGGUCACCUAUUCGUUCUGUGCUCAACUGCUCCAAAACCUAGAGGAGCAGCCCGUAGAUGAUAUCGGUGUGGAAUGGGACGGCAAGAAGUAUCCGUUCGAGCAGAUUGCAACCAUUGAAUUCGAACCACAGGAUUCAUGGAUCCCUGAGUUCAGAGUCUGGUGGGAUGACCGCAUUACUGUCAAUUCGUGGCAUGGUCUCAAGGAACAUCAGCCUUUAGGUAGCACCAAUCGUAUGAGAAGAGUGGUAUACGCCGAGUCCAGGAAAUUGAGGCUGAAGGUGAAUGGUUACAAGGAUUAUAUCGAACCUGCGAGCCUGAAAGAGAUUCCUGUGCCCGUAUAG